Daucus carota subsp. sativus is the source of this 1920-nucleotide messenger RNA. RefSeq names its product linamarin synthase 2. Bases 151 to 1584 code for a protein of 477 amino acids. The transcript is spliced from 2 exons. Gene Ontology annotation, molecular function: quercetin 3-O-glucosyltransferase activity; quercetin 7-O-glucosyltransferase activity. NCBI's taxonomy places the organism in Eukaryota, Viridiplantae, Streptophyta, Magnoliopsida, Apiales, Apiaceae. The record is from RefSeq and is a predicted model, not a curated record.
ACAAGUCAAAGUGGGUGUUCCACUAAUAAUGAGCUCUCUUAGUCAAGCCUGCCAUCCUUUUUAUUUCUCUAAACAACCAAACAUACCAACAUAAUAAUCCUCACUCAUUCUUAAACUAACCCUUUCUUACAUCCCAAACCUCAAACAGCAAUGGAGUCCAAACCCCACAUAGUAUGCGUCCCCUUCCCCGCCCAAGGCCACAUCAUCCCCAUGAUGCAGCUCGCCAAGCUCCUCCACUCUCGCGCCUUCCACGUCACCUUCAUCAGCACCGAACACAACCAGCGCCGCCUCAUCUUCGCCCUCGGCGACGCCUUUCUCAACCUCUCCGCCACUUUCAACUUCCUAACCGUCCCCGACGGGCUGCCGCGCAUCGAGCCCGAUCAGUCCCACUCGCCCGUCGGAUUGUUCGGCUCCAUUCCCAAGACUUGUUUGGAGCCGUUCAAGGAGGUGCUGGAUAAGCUGGAGAGUGAUCCUGAGGUGCCGCCGGUGACUGGGAUCGUGGCGGACGCUUGUAUGAGCUUCGCGGUGGAGGCGGGGAGGGAGUUUGGGAUUCCGGUUGUUUCGCUGUGGACGGCGUCUGCUUGUGGAUUGAUGGCGUAUUUACAGUUUCCGGAGUUUGUUAAGCGUGCCAUUUUUCCGUUUAAAGACCAGAGUUUUCUGACUGAUGGGACUCUUGAUACUAAGAUAGAUUGGAUACCUGGCAUGACUAACAUCCGGUUGAAGGAUAUACCAUCAUUCAUUCAAAAAACGGAUGCCAGUGAUGUUUCAUUCAAUUUCAUGAAAGAUUCUGUACAAAGCUGCUUGAAAGCUUCUGCAAUGAUUGUCAACACGUUUGAUGCUUUAGAGAAUGAAGUACUUCAAGCAUUUCCUUCCAAUUUCCCUAGAAUAUACACUUUAGGCCCUCUGCACACUCUCAGCAAGGGCAUCCCUAAUAGCCCUCUAGAUUCAUUUAGGCCAAGCUUGUGGAAAGAAGACAAGACAUGUCUAGAAUGGCUAGACAAAAGAAAUCCGAACUCUGUAGUCUAUGUCAAUUAUGGCAGUGUCACCAAAAUGACUAACCAACAUCUGAAAGAAUUUGCUUGGGGACUUGCAAACAGUAAACACCCAUUUUUAUGGAUCAUCAGAUCUAAUCUUAUAGAGGGUGAUUCUGCAAUAAUAUCAAAAGAAUUUCUUGAGGAGACAAAAGACAGGGCUAUGUUAGCAAGUUGGUGCCCGCAAGAGCUUGUACUUUCUCAUCCAUCUAUCGGCGUUUUUCUCACUCAUGGUGGGUGGAACUCUACUUUAGAGAGUAUAUGUGAAGGAGUGCCUAUUAUUUGCUGGCCUUUCUUUGCAGAACAACAAACCAAUUGUCGCUAUAGCUGCACAGACAGUUGGGGAAUUGGAGUGGAGGUUAAUCAAGAUGUAAAGCGUGAGGAAAUUGAAACACUUGUAAAGGACAUGAUGGAAGGAGAAAAAGGAAAGAAAUUGAAGAAAAAGUCUCUCGAGUGGCAGAAAAUGGCUGCAGAAGCUACGAGUGUUGGAGGUUCAUCUUUUACCAACAUUGACAGAGUUAUUAAAGAAGUUCUCCUAAAAGAGAAAGUAUAAGUGAAUAUUUUUACGCUCCAAUAACAGUUGCAGGAAAUCACAAAGCAAGACCAGAUGAAUGGGAUGUAUGCUGAUAAUCUGCUUUGAAUCAGUAGCUUUGUUGAAGCUUGAGAAUGGACCACGGUUCUUUCACGAAUCUGCUUUCUUUUGUACUACUCUAUUUCACUAGUUUCUACCUGCUUGAACUAAUCAAACAGAUUAACUAACACUCAGUUUUGAUCAUUUGGUUAUCAAGUAUUAUCUCCUUUUGUAUACUACAAUAAACGAGUGAAGUUCAAUAAUGUAAAUCUUGGUAAAGACUAUAUAUCGGAACUGUGUACGAAUGUUUGAGGAGAA